ACAGAGGUGAUUCAAAGUGUAAUUAACUGAAAAAAGUCAUUGUAAAUCAAUCGAGCUGCUGUAUUGUUACCUUCAGACAGGCAGAUUUUUUUCUUGUUUUCACACGUGCAGGCUCGGUUGUCCGUCUUGGUUUCUUAGAUACCGCGGGGCCACCUGCUCUGCUUGGGUGUAACCUUAGCACGCGUGUCAGGUGUGUCUGAUAAACGUCUGCUUGGAGGUCUGACGCUGCAAAGGUCCAGAGCCAAAGAGCGACUUUUACAUCAGGCCAGUCCUCAGGACACAGGAGCAGCCAUGUCGCUGGGGAAGAGGGUUCGCUCGUCCUCAUCUCAGGGGAGGUUACAGACACAGCAAGUCAGCAGCAUCAUCUCUGAUUUGGGCGCCACAGCCGAAGGGAUGAGCCCCACGUCUCGGUCAGGACGAUGGGAUGAGGAAGCUCCCAGAGUUAAAUUCCAUGAGGACAGGAAGGAUCAGCCUCAGUGGCUGGUGCAGGAGCUGCUGAGACAGAACAGAAGAAGACACACGGUCACGCUCGGAGAUAAGCCGCAAAUCAUCAGGCAGCAGCACCACAGUAUUGAUUUGACUCACAGACUCUGCAGCCUCAAGUUGGAUGAAAUCUCCCUUGACGACCUCCAGAAGCUGAAGCUGGCGUUUGAGGAAUUUGAAGCGGGUGGAUUGAGAUGCAUGGAUGAGAAGAGUUUUGAGCGUGUAGUGAAGACGUGCUUGGGUUUGACUAACUCAAGCAAUGCACACAUUCAAAGCUUAUUUAAGAAGAUUGAUUAUUCAGGCCAAGGAAGGAUUUCAUGGGGUCAGUUCUGCUCCCACAUGCUGCACGAGUACAAACAGAAGGAGGAAAGUAGGAGGCGCAGUAGGCAGGUGGCUCUAGCGCUUCCAGCCACCGUGAAGACGCAGGGCAGCGGCGUUCCCAUCGUCAACAUCCACUCCACGCCUGAUGGCGCCAUAGUAACCAUGAGGGAAGAUGGGGCCAUGUGCUUCUGGAGCCCGGAGCUUAAGCCUCAGAGGACCAAACACAUGUUUAAUGAAGGACCCACAAACAGGAAGUCGAAGUGGGCAAGUGACUUCACUGUGAUGCCAGAGUACAACAAGCUGCUGAUUGCGACGGGGGACAGAGAGCUGCAGCUUUACGAGCUCUACACUCUGGAGGCUUAUUGCCAGAUCAGUGCACUAGAUGCAGUGCCGUUGACGGUAGACUACAGCUACACAGGGUCUGAUAAGUGUUGCAUUCUGUAUGGAGACAUGGAGGGUUGUGUGACUGUCAUUUUAAUAUCUUCUGUUGGGGAUACCCUCAGAUUAUGGAACAAGUUAGCAAAGACUGAAAACAUACCCAACGUAACAAUCGACACUGCAGUUCUGUCCCCAAACGUGACAUUUGUGAGAUGGAAGGUUCAUCGUGACUGGGUGACACAGGCAAAAUAUUUUCCAGGCUUCCAAGCAGUUGUAUCCUCAUCCAAUGAAGAUUCGUCUUCUCUCGUAAUAGGCCGCGUGCUGCCUUUAACGGACGCUGAGCAGCAGCUCAAUGAGAUCAGAGAGGCCUGUUACGAAGGCAGAACCAAGAAGGUCCAGCUGAGCUGGACUCCACAAGUCAGAGCGUCAGGUGACCAGACCGUCUUCAGCGUCUACAAAGGUGUCACGACCUUUGACCUCUGUCACAAGCACAGCCUGUUGGUGACCGGCGGCAGGGACAGGCUGGUUCGCACGUGGAACCCACAUUGUUCUGGAAAAGCGACUGGUGUAUUGAAAGGCCACUGCGCUCCUGUCGUCUACCUCUGCAUCUCCUCAGAGGACAGUCAGCUCUUCUCUGUGUCCAUAGACAACACUGUGAAAAUCUGGGAUGUUCAGGACCAGUGUUGCCUGUUCACAGCCGACCCCAAAGCGAGCAGGAUUCAUGGUGACAUAUCAGCAUGCUCAUAUGUUCCUGCUAUGAAAUCCCUUUUCAUCGCAGCAGACUGUGUGGCUGUGCUCUCCCUGAAGAUAAGGCAACAGUUGUGCAGCCGGUUGACGGUUUCACAUAAUGACCCUGUAAUUUGCUGUGGCUACAGUGAAGAGUUUCGGCAAGUUGUUAGCUGCACUGAGAGAUCUGUGGUGAAAGUCUGGGAUUUUGAUACCGGGUGUCAGGUUUUGGAGUUUGGUGGCACAGAUGAUCUGUCUUCCAUCACAUGCAUGACCUUUGACCUCAGAGGAAGGAGACUUAUUACAGGUGGAAAGGAUGGGUGUUUAAAGAUCUGGAACUUCAACACUGGUCAGUGCCUUAAGACGUUAAAGAAAGUCUCUCCUGCAGACGGUGGCUGCCAUGAGUUGUGUGCCUGCAUCUUUCUGAAAGUUCACAGUAAUUGCUUUGUGAUGUCUGUCGGCCGGGACCGGAAGAUUGACAUUUACCCAGACGUACCCGAGGACCUUCGCCGCCUCCAGGAACCGCAGCCGCCGUGGCAGGACGAUCGGGGACGCGGCCACAGGGAGGACAUCCUUUGCGUGGAGCACUGUCCGCCCUCUCUUCUGGCCACAGGCGCCUAUGAUGGAGAGAUAAUAGUGUGGAACGUGGUCUCUGGAUGUAUACAGAGCCGGUUUGUCAGCCCUCCUCCAGCUGAAUACCAGAAUAUCCAAGGCCUGGACUCCAGCGUCACCAGCUUAAUUUUCGUGAAGCUGCAGCAGUUUCCCUCAGCAUCACUUCUCAUCUGCUCCGGGGCUGUGGGCUUUUUAAAUCUGUGGAACGUACACGAUGGAGGAACGUUUGUGAGCAGUUUCCAAGCUUCCAGAUUCCAUCAAAAGAUAACGAAACUGGCUAAAUCGGAGAAAGACACAUUACUGUGUGCCGCCGACCAAAUCGGCUACGUCUUCAUUUACGACAUGGAGACGUUUGCGCCUGAGCAACAAUCACCCACAGCUGAGAUCUUCUGGCGCGCCCACACCACCACAAUUACUGGGCUGCAGAUCGUUGACAGUGAUCAAGUGGUGCUUACCUCGUCUGCUGACUACACCGUGCGCCUCUGGAGCGCACGUGGAGAAUUCAUCGGGACCUUUGGGCAGAGCCAGAGCUGGAGCGUGCACGUGCCGUCGUCCUGGGCGCAUCCCGCCGUCCCCUACGAGGUGCUCACUGAUCCUCAGAGCACGCCCGGCGCAGACACGCACCUUCCUGGUGUCAUCAGUCCUGACGGGGCUGCGGCUGAUGGAGGUGAACUGGAGCUGCAGAUACACAAUAAGCUCAGGCUUCCUCCAGAAUCCAUCGGUGACAGCGGCGUCGAGGAAGAUUAAAGGCCGGCUCUACCCAGAGGAACGCUGGCAUACUAACAACGCUGUGAUACUGAGGAGCCACCGAGCGCCAGCGUGAGACCCGACCGCUCCCGCUCUGAUAUUGAUCCUCACAUAGCAGCACUGAGCAUCUAAAGUCAAGUGAUGAAACCGCAUCGAUUACGUUUGGGGUAACUGGGUCAAUGCAGCAUCUACAGUAAUAAAAUGAAGACACAACAAGGGGAAGUAAAGCAGAAUAGAAGCAACGGGGAGAAUCAGGCUCCAUGUGAUAGCGACCAAGAAAUGUGGAAAAUAAAAAGUGUAAAAAUGUA
Molecule: messenger RNA, 3575 nt
Organism: Betta splendens (Siamese fighting fish)
Lineage: Eukaryota; Metazoa; Chordata; Actinopteri; Anabantiformes; Osphronemidae
Gene: wdr95
Product: WD40 repeat domain 95
Exons: 30
Coding region: 292-3267 (991 amino acids)
Molecular function (GO): calcium ion binding; protein binding
Source: RefSeq, a predicted model, not a curated record